Molecule: messenger RNA, 3970 nt
Organism: Sus scrofa (pig)
Lineage: Eukaryota; Metazoa; Chordata; Mammalia; Artiodactyla; Suidae
Source: RefSeq, a predicted model, not a curated record
CCAAGGCAAAGGAAGCUGGCAGCAUAGUAUUUAGCAGGAAGGGAAGGCCUCCCCAAUAACAGGAAACUAAGAGCAGAGUCCAAAGCGGAAAGAGGGAGGAGACUGCUGCAGCAGUAGCUACUGGUGGGAGCCUAAUGUGGCAGAGGGGCUGCCGACACCAACACGGAGGCUGAGGGCCCCCAAAAGGAGUGCUGGAGGUACCACCGCCAUCCUCCUCGCCCACCCCUCUGCCCUCCUGACGCGAUCCUCGCCUACGGGGGGUCUUCCCCUCCCAGCACUUGCAAGCUGCCGGCUCAUCGCCUGCCAAUCCUCCUUGGACACAGGCUCACCGCAAAAGAAGCUGCGAGGUGUCCGAUUUGGGCACUUGAGGCCCUAGAUCCGGGGCGGUGGACGCCAGGCAAGGCAAGACAUGAAAACCGCCAACUCACAGGAGGCCGAAGGGCAACAAACCAGGGCAGUUGCAGGACGGGCCACUGGGUGUGCAAACAUGACGAAGAAAAAAGCCUCCCAAAAGAAGCAGAGAGGCAGACCUUCGUCCCAGCCCCGCAGGAACAUCGUGGGCUGCAGAAUUUCACACGGGUGGAAGGAAGGCGAUGAGCCCAUCACCCAGUGGAAAGGAACCGUUCUGGAUCAGGUGCCUAUAAAUCCUUCUCUUUAUCUGGUGAAAUAUGAUGGAAUUGACUGUGUCUAUGGACUGGAACUUCACAGAGAUGAAAGAGUUUUGUCUCUUAAAAUUCUUUCUGACAGGGUGGCAUCAUCUCAAGUCAGUGAUGCAAACCUUGCAAAUACCAUAAUUGGUAAAGCUGUGGAACAUAUGUUUGAGGGUGAGCAUGGUUCUAAGGAUGAAUGGAGAGGAAUGGUCUUAGCCCAAGCACCUAUCAUGAAAGCCUGGUUUUAUAUUACCUAUGAGAAAGAUCCUGUCUUGUACAUGUACCAGCUUCUAGAUGAUUAUAAAGAAGGAGACCUCCGUAUCAUGCCAGAGUCCAGUGAGUCUCCUCCAGCAGAGAGGGAGCCAGGAGGAGUUGUAGAUGGCCUGAUAGGUAAACAUGUGGAGUAUACCAAAGAAGAUGGCUCCAAACGGAUCGGCAUGGUCAUUCACCAAGUGGAAGCCAAACCUUCUGUGUAUUUCAUCAAGUUUGAUGAUGAUUUCCAUAUCUAUGUCUAUGAUUUGGUGAAAAAGUCCUAACUGUUAGGGUGAACUUUGCCACAUUUGUGGAAACAAGUGUGUACUUUGUAGACAUGCAAAAUAAUGUUACUUUUCAGUGUAUCGAAAGCUUAAGGGUCCCUGUUAAUUCGACAUCUUUGCCAGCAUAACUAUUGUUUUGUUCUGAAAAAUACAAAUUUGUGUGGACAUGACAUGCUGUGUGUAAGGAAUUUAUCAUGUUGAAAAGAUUGGGUGUGUUUGGUGGAUGGGACAUGAAAGGAAGGAACAGCUGUAAAUUCAGGCUGCGAAUAAAGUUCAGCCAGUACCAUAAUCAGUCAUCUAAAAAUGAAAUAGGACUUAGUUGGUCUGGUCUAGGGAGGUGGGGUGGGGGAGAGAAAGAACUAGAGAUGGGCUGUGGGGGAAGGGAGAAGGGGAGGUGGCUGCUUAGGAGGAGGUGGGGAGGGGGCAGAAAUAGAAAGGCUCCUAAGGGGGGAGGGUGACCUAAAAGACAGGGAGGCCCCCCCGAACCUGGAGGGGAUGAAGAAUAACAGAGGAAAGUGAGAUCCUGGGGCUUAGAGGAAAACAGACAGAAUAAAUUGGGUAGAGAAGGGCACAAAGAAGCUUAGAAGAGGUCCAGAGUAAGGGAGAGAAAGAUGAAGUUGGCAGGGACCUGGAGAGAGGCUAAAAGGAUAUUCAAAUGGUGGCCUAUGAGUGAGUGAGGAGCCAGAAGGGGAAGGACACAGAGGAAGGAGGAAUUCUAAGAAAAAAGACUGACAGAGAGAGUGAGAAUACAGAAAAAAAAAAAAAAAAUAUAUAUAUAUAUAUAUAUAUAUAUAUGGAGAGUGGGGUCCAGGAGAGAUGGGAAGACCUAGGAAAAAGUAGGAUUCCUGGCAGUAUCCAAAUUGCCCCCUCUGGCUUUGUGCCCAAAGGAUGUGACAAUAGUCAAAGAAACCAGAUGGACUGGAGGUUCCCUAGAGGGACAUUCUGACAGGAAUGUCCCAUGAGUUAAGCAGAAGUCAAUUUUAUACCUAAAAGGCUUUUAUUAUUUCAAGAAGUUCAUGCCACACCUGCUGAGCAGAACCCCCGCCUCAGCCUAAACACACUAACAUGGUGUACCAUACGCAGGGAGCUCAUAUUUUCCAGAGGACCCAAGAGCAGUAAAUCUCAGACCUGAAGGUCUUGGUUCACUUCUCUCAGAACUUAAAAGAUGUGCCACCUUGCAUUUGGAAAGCAUUUUAUCCAGAAAAAUGGAAACUUUCUAAACCCAGGUACAGCAGUCCCCUCACUGUUUUUCCUCCUCCUGGGCUAUACCUUGCCUCCUUAUGGAAGAGGUGCAUCAGAGGAUUGAGCCUAAUGUUUCUCUCCAUGGCAUGGGGAAUACUUGACUGUCCAUACUUCUCUCAGCAGCUGCCUGAAACCACAGGUGGCUCCACCCAGUGCUUCAGCAAACUGAAGGUCUGCUGCCCUCAGAGGCCCUAUUCUGGCUAUACCCCGACAAAGCCAAUGGCUACUGACCCUUCAUAGGUACUUCCUGACCAGUCUUGCCCGCCUCAAGCACAUGAGGAGCUGUGAUCGAAGUUUGUGCAGUUCUAUUUCCAGGAUCACUCUGAAAACUCUGGAGAGUAGUCUCUAAUGGGCUCAAGGAUGGAAAAAGGGAGAUCAAUUCGUGCCUAUUCCAGUAAUCCAGGUUUGUAACCAUUUGAGAGACAGGCACAAUAAUGACACAAAUGGAGGUCAAAAUAUCUUCUUUAUAAUUGAUAAAAGCUGGAUUAGAGAACAUACCUAGCUUGAGGCCACGACUACUUCCUUACACCCCACCCAGUCACAGAUCUGAGAGAAGCAGAUAGCUUAGAGCCUUGGAGGGCCUAGAUAGGAAUUUUGUUUUUACACUGUGUUUAUGACUGCAGGUCUUCCUGAUAGGGACAGGUAUCCCUGGCCGACAAACUUACUCUGUGUUUGAAAAUAAAUUAGAUUAUACCUAAAAGAAAUAAAGACAAGAAACAAACAGAAAAAUAAAAUAAAAUAAAGACAAGAAACAACUCGGAGAAUUCUUACAUGUUCAACCUCAUAAACUCACCAAUUAAAGUCAUUGGGAGAUAUGAAGUCAGGGGAAUGAGGGUCCUAUUUAACAAGUACUGUACAUAGUAGUUGGUAGGAAAAAUGAAAUGAAAUCUCUUCUUUUUAAAUAAUUUUUAUUUUCUUUAAAAAACUAAUAUUUUAUUUUAUUGAGGUAUAUAAUUGGCAUAUAAUAUUAUUUAGUUUCAGGUGUGCAAUAUAAUGGUUUGAUUUUGUAUAUUUGCAAAAAUAUUACAGUAAGCAUCAUUAAUAUCCAUCACCAUUCAUAGUUACAAUUUUUUUCUUGUCACAAGAAAUUUUAAGAUAUACUCUCUUAGCAGUUUUCAAUGUGCAAUACACUCAUUAACUAUAGUCACUUUUCUGUACAUUAUACUUUUAUGACAUUUUGUAACUACAAGUACCUUUUGACCCCUUCACCCAUUCCACCCACCAUUUCUUAACUUGUGCAGUUAAUACAUUGUACAACAUGCCUGGGCAUAAUUUGUAAUAGGUUAUAGUUUAAAGGAUUAAUAUUUUCAGUACUGCUUUAAUGUUCUUUUUUAAAUCGAUUUGAGAGUAUUCUGAAAUAAACCAUGAACUGCCUAACUCAUUAGAGAAACAAGAGUAGAUAUUUGUGAGGGAAGGCCCUCACAAAGUGUGGGCAUGACUCCUCUGACUCCCCUAUGACCUUCUUGUGUCCAUCACUAAGGGAGAGAAAUGCACCACUAGUUAACCACAAGAAUGGCUAAUAAAACCACUGGCUUAAAAAAG